This is a messenger RNA of Xenopus laevis (African clawed frog), 2011 nucleotides long. It is a transcript of the gene ccnd2.L, whose product is annotated as cyclin D2 L homeolog. Gene Ontology annotation, molecular function: cyclin-dependent protein serine/threonine kinase regulator activity. The record is from RefSeq and is marked provisional. Gene Ontology annotation, cellular component: nucleus; cytoplasm; endomembrane system. Gene Ontology annotation, biological process: mitotic cell cycle phase transition. NCBI's taxonomy places the organism in Eukaryota, Metazoa, Chordata, Amphibia, Anura, Pipidae.
CAUUAACACAAGCAGCAGCGCUGGGGGAGCCGGGGAGCAGCAAUAAGGCUCAGCAGCGAAGUGGGGCUCAACUACUAACCCGGGAACGGGGGAGGGAAAGAAGUGAGUGCGGGAAAUCAUCCAGUGGUAGCGUCCAAGGGUGCCAUGGAACUGCUGUGCUGCGAGGGGGACACUGUCCGCAGGGCUCAGCCUGACCCGGCGCUGCUGCUGGAUGACAGGGUCCUGCACAAUCUGCUCACCGUGGAGGAGAGGUACCUGCCCCAGUGCUCCUACUUCAAAUGUGUCCAGAAGGACAUCCAGCCCUUCAUGAGGAGGAUGGUGGCCACAUGGAUGCUGGAGGUUUGCGAAGAACAGAGGUGCGAGGAAGAAGUGUUCCCCAUGGCCAUGAAUUAUUUGGAUAGAUUUUUAGCAGUGAUCCCCACCAGAAAGUGCCAUUUACAACUCCUUGGAGCUGUCUGCAUGUUCUUAGCUUCCAAGCUGAAAGAGACUAUCCCUUUAACUGCAGAGAAACUUUGCAUUUAUACUGACAAUUCUAUCAAACCACAAGAGCUGCUGGAGUGGGAGCUGGUGGUUCUGGGGAAGUUGAAGUGGAACCUGGCCGCUGUGACGCCACACGAUUUCAUAGAACACAUACUAAGAAAGUUGCCCUUGCCUAAAGACAAAUUACUCUUGAUCCGGAAACAUGCACAAACAUUCAUUGCUCUUUGUGCUACAGACUUUAACUUUGCAAUGUACCCACCAUCUAUGAUAGCAACUGGAAGUGUAGGAGCGGCGAUAUGUGGGCUGCAGUUGGAUGUUGGAGAAACCUCUCUUUCUGGCGAUAGUCUCACAGAGCAUUUGGCCAAGAUCACUAGCACAGAUGUGGAUUGCCUUAAAGCUUGUCAAGAGCAGAUUGAGUCGGUGCUGGUGAGCAGCCUCAGACAGACCAGGCAGCAGACACAGCAAAGAAACUCGUCCAAGUCUGUGGAUGAACUGGACCAGGCUAGCACUCCUACAGAUGUGCAGGACAUCAACCUGUGAGGAGUCCCCUACCCCCCGCGUUGAAAGAGCCUUUAGCGUUCUUUAUUCUAUUUUUUUUUUUUUUAGAACAAAACUGUUUCUAUCUGUUCCCAAUUAGAGAAAUGAUUUUGGUGCCUGCAAUGUCCUGUAGAAGGGAAACCCACCAUUUAUCUGAUUGUUGUCCUAUGAUUAUAUUUUGUCCAAUUGUAAGUGCUUAUGGAAGCAUAAGGGGGACAUUUGUAAAGCCUGCUCUUGUGGUUUUAACGAAAAGAAACGCAGGUCUGUUAUUAUUAUCGUUAAUGUUAUUAUUUCUCAGUACAGUGUAGUCUCCUUAGAAUUAGGAGAGAAAAUGCAUGUAUAUGCAUUUUCACAAUGAUUAUUAUUUUGAAUUAGAGUACAAAGGCAAUAGACUAAUGGAUUCUAGCCAAGAAAGUAACGAUCUCCAAGAUUUCCACCCUUCUUUCAAGAUGAUUUGGGAUCUACUUUUUUGUUAUGUUAAGAGGUGCUUUUCUGGAUCUUUUCAUUAGUUCUGUUUUCUCUUGCUGUGUCUGGUAGCUGCUACCGAAGAAAAAGAUGCUUUUUUUUUUUAUUUUUUUAAUCUUUUUGCAAGCCUAAGGCAGGUUCUAGUCUUUAAUUCGUUUUGACAAUAUUGUUUUUAUUUGCUUUCUGAGUUCCUUGCUUUUCUUCCAAAUUGCUUGGUUUCCAGGGACUUAAAAAAAUAGAUGGGAUUCUACUUUAUCAACUGUGGACCAAACCAAAAUAAGGAGUGUGUGUUUAUAGGGGGGUUAAAGUGAAAAUAUACCCAGUUUUAAGCAUUGGUAUCCUUGAUCCUUGUAUUUUCUUUUACAUACGACAGCGUAGCUGUAGCUCGUGCUGUUCCCAGAACAGUCCUUCUCUUUACAGGUGUAUUAAAGGGGACAUAUACCCGAACAUCUAAAUUAAAGAAGAACCUCAUAACCACUAUGUUGGGUACUAAAGUAGGAGUACCCUGACAUCUUCCUUUCUCAUUGUG